AUGAAGACUUGCCUUGCACUAGCCGUGUUUACGUUGGCGCUCGUUGUAGAGGGAGCGGUCGACACUGGGAGUAGAACAAUGUUGACAAUGGACCCACUGUCACUUUCAUCAUUCAUCAACACUUUUGGUGAAGCCCUUUUGAACAAGAUUGCCGUUGAAGUAAACAGCACAGCGGACCUGGCUGCACAAUUGGAACCCAGAGUCAAUAUUUGUGCAAAAGCGGUUGCAGCUCAACAAGAGACAUGUACACUGUGCGCAACCAAUAAAUGCAGUUCAUCCCCCAACCUCGGAGACGUCAUACUUGGCGGCCUAAAACUAGCGAACCCCAUCCGCUACCUCGAGCCCGAACUGAACAAAAUCGGUUCCACGUUAGGCGUCGUCAUCAAGGUCUUUGGAAAAGAAUCGGUCGGCUUUUUGUCAACAAUGAACGCACUUGGAGACUGGCUAGGUACAUUAGGUGGUGAAUUUGAGAGUGCCUACGGUGAAUUGAAAAGAGCGUUCAGUUCAAAAUCAAUCAAUAAAGGUAUUGAAUCAUUACGGAUCGAUAUCAAAAAUGUCAUCGUGCCCGGAAUGGACAUCAUUAAAUCCGGUUUCACCUCCCUUGGGUCAACUAUUGGCGGUGGUUUCGUCAGUGCCGGAAAAUUUGCUGGAGACUUCGUGGGUGGCAUCUUUAGUGGCCGCAGACGUAGGGACAUCAGUGCAGCAGAUCGAGCGUGCAUGCGGAAGUGCGACUCCUGUGCACCCUUCCUACUUAGUACACAGGAUGAGAUCAUUGAAGCGGUAUGCGGUCCUGAGAUAACCGCUAUGAAUGCAACUCUUCAAGCAAAGAUCGAGAGGAUUGCGAUUGUAUAUGACGCCCUGAUCGACAACGAAAAGGCCAUCGUCGAGCAGAUAAGAUUUGAUCCGAAAUCGAUGGAUCCCACGACGUGGGAAUAUACGUUCGUCACGAUAAAGACAAAUGUCAGCGGCGUAUUCGUUGAGUAUCAGACGAGCGUAACAUACAGCCCAAUGAACUUGCCAACCACGGCUACCCUGAUGGCGCUUGAGUACUGGGAGAAAAAUUAG
Molecule: messenger RNA, 1065 nt
Organism: Mya arenaria
Lineage: Eukaryota; Metazoa; Mollusca; Bivalvia; Myida; Myidae
Exons: 7
Coding region: 1-1065 (354 amino acids)
Source: RefSeq, a predicted model, not a curated record